This is a messenger RNA of Eutrema salsugineum, 1148 nucleotides long. Its product is annotated as protein LNK3. Lineage: Eukaryota; Viridiplantae; Streptophyta; Magnoliopsida; Brassicales; Brassicaceae. Gene Ontology annotation, biological process: circadian rhythm; regulation of DNA-templated transcription. The transcript has 6 exons. The record is from RefSeq and is a predicted model, not a curated record. The coding region runs from base 184 to 1005 and encodes 273 amino acids.
UCUCUCACCUCCUCGGAAGUUGAAACAAUACAAACACAAUCAUCUCUCCUCUCUUUGGUCUUUCUUUUGCUUACGGGUUUUAAAAAAUCUAAUCGAAAGCUUCUAUUUUUUCUUAAUCUGAGUUUCUUGAUUUGGAUCUGAUCGAAAUUCUCUCAUCGGUUUCACUACAAAAUCUAUUGAAUCAUGGAUUGUUAUUCGGGAAGGAACUUUGAAGAGCUUGUUGUGCCUAAUUAUCAAGAAUCAUCAUCAGAGACAUACCCAUCUAGUGGUAUGUGGGGUGGAUGGAGCAUGAACUCCCCUGAAGCUGCAGAGAAAUGUUUUGAUUACGAUGGUUUUACUGGAGAUGGAUUGCUGUACAGUCAGAUGGGUAUGAGGACGAGUGAAGAAGAAGAAGAGACCAAGAGGUCAAAGGCUUUCUACGGUGCUUCUUCACUUGACGAUUUCGAAGGAAUCCAACAGAUGGAUGAUAUAUUCCUAAGUUCCAUUUUAGAGGAUGUUCCAGGGAAUGAUGGAGAUGUACAUCGUGCUUCCAGCAGCAAUAACAGUGUCGGUUCUUCCUCUAUGUAUGGUAGCAGGGAGGUUCCCAUGUUCAAUUGUCAUGCCAUGCCUUUAAAUGGUGAGGCUCCAUUUACAAUAUCGGAUAUGUCUGAAGAGAAUAUGGUAGAUUCACACUAUGGGGAUGAACUGUCUUCUGAAGAACUCGUGUUGCAGGACUUACAGAGAGCUUCACAAAAGUUAACUGACGAGACACGAAAGUGCUUCCGGGAUACGUUUUACCGGCUUGCAAGAAACUCACACGAUAAGUUGGAAUCAGUCAGCACCGACUCAGAAGAGUUCCAUCUGCUAGCAUCCAGAUAUGAUUAUGGUGAUAAUACCACCAGGUUGAGUAGAGAGGAAGAGAUCGAAUCAGAAACAAACUCAAUCGAUAGAGCCAUCGCAAACCUCACAUUCAACAAGAUGGAAUCCAACAUAAGCAACUUUCCUCUGUCAGAGAGAGUACAGUAACUUCUGCUGGAUGCAUUCUCGCCUCUUUUGCAUUCUCGCCUCUUUAUCUACCUCCCAAGUUUUUUUUUUUUCUGGUUACCGUAUGUAUAUAUGUGUGUGUAUAUAUAGAUGAGGUAAAUGUUGCAAACUUCAGUUUUGAUCUC